Molecule: messenger RNA, 1178 nt
Organism: Patella vulgata (common limpet)
Lineage: Eukaryota; Metazoa; Mollusca; Gastropoda; Patellidae
Product: putative 3-methyladenine DNA glycosylase
Exons: 3
Coding region: 37-1002 (321 amino acids)
Biological process (GO): base-excision repair
Molecular function (GO): DNA binding; alkylbase DNA N-glycosylase activity
Source: RefSeq, a predicted model, not a curated record
UUACAUACUGGAACGUCCGGUAUAGACUUGAUUAUCAUGCCCCGUAUAUCUAUUGAAAAAAAAAAUGGGAACUUGAUAAUCAAACUUGUUUACAAAUAUUGCACAAUACAACACAACACAACGCACGCACAGGGUCUGACUUUCAGAGCAUUUAUACAGAACACAGGAAUCUGUAAAAUGCCCAAGCGAAAAACUGCUGUUCCUGGAGGUGAUGCUGGAAGUAGUAUUAUAAAUAAAGAGGAAAAAACAGUGAAAAAUAAAGUUAUCCAGAGCAAAUAUUUUUCAAUGAAAGCAGAGAAUUCGCACAAAUUGACAAAAAAGUUCUUUGAUCAAACAGGAGAAGACUUAGCCAAGUCUUUACUUGGAAAAAAAUUGGUGAGAAUGCAUGAAGGAGAAAGAAUGAGUGGGAUUAUUGUUGAAACAGAGGCGUAUCUGGGACUAGUGGAUAAAGCAGCUCAUUCUUAUAAUGGUAAAAGAUCAAAUAAAACUGAAGCCAUGUUUAUGGAACCAGGCACAGCUUAUGUUUAUUAUAUAUAUGGGGUGUAUUGUUGUAUGAAUAUAUCAUGUCAAGGAGAAGGUUGUGCUGUGCUACUGAGGGCUGUAGAGCCUUUGGAGGGUAAAGAAAAGAUGAACUUACUAAGAUGGAAAAAUACCAAUAAUGAAACCAAUGUUUCCACAGACAAAGACAAACCACCUGUUGCCAAAGUUCCUAAAAAAUUGACUAAAAAGGAAAAAGAUCUGUCGAAUGGACCUUCUAAGAUGUGUCAAGCAUUGGAUAUAACAAAACCUGAAUUAAAUAAAGUUGAUUUGACUGAUAGUGAUAAACUUUGGUUAGAAGACGGUGAUCCUAUCUCAGAUUCUAAAAUAGUUGUUAGUAAAAGAAUUAAUAUCGGAUACGCAGAAGAUUGGGUUGAUAAAUUACUCAGGUUUUAUAUUCUUAAUAAUGAUUUUGUUAGUGUACGAGAUAAACCAGCGGAAAAAAUAUUAGUUGAUAUAAAAUGAUUUUAUUUUUUGAUUUUUAAUUUAUAUAGUAUGUACAUAAUAUAUAUUGCACUAAUCAUUAAUAUUUUCAAUUUAACAGCAUGUCAGUUGGCAUAUUUAGGAAGAAAUCGACUGGAUUCACUCCCACAUUGUGUAGUGAACUUAUUAACUUUAUAAUAAAACAAUAUCUAUAUCAA